Molecule: messenger RNA, 354 nt
Organism: Perkinsus marinus ATCC 50983
Lineage: Eukaryota; Perkinsozoa; Perkinsida; Perkinsidae
Product: MIF, putative
Exons: 3
Coding region: 1-354 (117 amino acids)
Molecular function (GO): phenylpyruvate tautomerase activity
Source: RefSeq, a predicted model, not a curated record
AUGCCUUUCGUAUCGGUCACUACCAACGUCCAAGCUAUCCUAGCCGACCCGAACAAGGCUGCUGUCGCGUUCACUGAUGUUGUUUCCCACGCUCUCGGGAAGCCAAAGAACUACAUCACUGUAGUGCACGAGGUUCAAGUCGUCCCUGCUACGGGCUUUGUUGUUGGAGGGGAAGUGGCUAACGGAGUCUCGGUGGAGAUAUACUCGAUCGGUGGAGGUUUAAAGGGGGAAUUGUGCGAUGCCGUGUAUGAGACCCUCCAGAAGGAGUUUGGAGUUGAAGCCGGUCAAGCUGUUGUCAGAUUCCAGAAUUUGGACCCCGCCGAAUACGCAAUGAACGGCAGAACCUUCCGUUAG